CACCCAGAACCCUAGUCAUUCAUCGUCCCAGACAAAAUCAAUACCACUAUAAAUCCUAAAAACAAAACCCUAGCCUCAUCCUCCACCCAAAAAGAAGAGAGAGAGAAGAUGAAGUACAAUCCGAGGGUCUCGAGCUCCCGCCGCAAGAGCCGCAAGGCCCACUUCACGGCGCCGUCGAGCGCCCGCCGCGUGCUUAUGAGCGCGCCGCUCUCCUCAGACCUCCGGUCCAAGUACAACGUCCGGUCCAUGCCCGUCCGCAAGGACGACGAGGUCCAGGUGGUACGCGGGACCUACAAGGGCCGCGAGGGCAAGGUGGUGCAGGUCUACCGCAAGAAGUGGGUGAUCCACAUCGAGCGCAUCACGCGUGAGAAGGUGAACGGCUCGACGGUCAACGUCGGGAUCAAUCCGUCCAAGGUGGUGGUGACGAAGCUGAGACUGGAUAAGGAUCGCAAGUCGCUUCUGGACCGGAAGGCCAAGGGCCGGGCCGCGGCUGACAAGGAUAAGGGCGCCAAGUUCACUGCCGAGGAUAUCAUGCAGAGCAUCGACUGAUUUGGAUAUGUGUUGGUAGUUCUGUUUAUUGAGCUGAGUAUGUUUUGAGGAUUUUACUGUUUUUUGAUGUAUUUGAUUUGGAUGCUAGGGUUUAUGAAAAUUUGAUUCUGUUUGAGGCUUA
Messenger RNA from Rhododendron vialii, 670 nucleotides. RefSeq names its product large ribosomal subunit protein uL24z-like. The coding region runs from base 109 to 549 and encodes 146 amino acids. The record is from RefSeq and is a predicted model, not a curated record. Gene Ontology annotation, biological process: ribosomal large subunit biogenesis; cytoplasmic translation. The transcript has a single exon. Gene Ontology annotation, cellular component: ribosome; cytosolic large ribosomal subunit. Gene Ontology annotation, molecular function: structural constituent of ribosome; RNA binding. Lineage: Eukaryota; Viridiplantae; Streptophyta; Magnoliopsida; Ericales; Ericaceae.